Messenger RNA from Raphanus sativus (radish), 809 nucleotides. RefSeq names its product CASP-like protein 2A1. Lineage: Eukaryota; Viridiplantae; Streptophyta; Magnoliopsida; Brassicales; Brassicaceae. The record is from RefSeq and is a predicted model, not a curated record. The transcript is spliced from 3 exons. Bases 85 to 699 code for a protein of 204 amino acids.
AACCACAUUUUCCCCUCAGCGACCACAACAAUAGGCAGGAGCUAGAGAGAAAGGAAAAAAAUCAAAGAAAUUUGAAGAAGAAAAAUGGAGAAGAUUGAUGAUCAUCUUAAGCCUAGCCACAGUGUUUCCGCUGGUGCCGCGACAGAGAAGUGGGAGGAGGCUAGUACUGGAAUCCGAACUGUCGAGACGAUGCUCCGGUUAGCUCCGGUGGGUCUUUGUGUUGCGGCGCUUGUAAUCAUGCUUAAAGACUCUCAGACUAAUGAGUACGGCGAAGUUUCUUACUCCAGUCUCUCAGCUUUCAGGUACUUGGUGCACGCAAAUGGAAUAUGUGCAGGCUACUCGCUUCUCUCAGCAGCCAUUGCAGCCAUGCCUGGUUCUUCUUCCACUAUGCCUCGUGUUUGGACCUUCUUCUGUCUCGACCAGAUUCUGACCUACGUGGUUUUAGCUGCUGGAGCUGUGUCUACUGAAGUUCUGUACUUAGCCUACAAAGGAGACGAUGCCAUUACGUGGAGCGAUGCGUGCAGUUCAUUUGGCAGUUUCUGCCAUAAAGCCACUGCUUCUGUUAUAAUCACAUUCGUUGUGGUUUGCUUUUAUGUCGCUCUCUCUCUCAUCUCCUCUUAUAAGCUCUUUACUCGCUUUGAUCCUCCAACCGUCGUUGACUCCGACAAAAACGUCGAAGUUGCUGUCUUUGGAAGUUGAUCCGUAGCUUUCUUUAUUUAAGACAUCCUAAUUUGUCAAUGUUUACAUGUUUCGACUUGUUUUUUUUAAUAACAUUGUUCAAAAAAAUAAGGAAUGCUUGUUUCUGUUCA